UCGCGGUGCCACCAGCGGCAUCAGCAGCAACAUCAGCAGCGGCAUCAUCAGCAGCGGCAGCAGCAGCAGCGGCAGCAUCAGCAGCAUCAUCAGCAGCGGCAGUGGCAUCAGCGGCAGUGGCAUCAGCGGCAGCAUCAGCAGCAGCGGCGGCAGUGGCAUCACCCGCACUCCACACACUGUACCAGUGACACACACAUCACACGUGUCCGCACUGUACCAGUGACACACUGCAUGCACACACACACACUGACACCUACACACACACACUGUGACACCUACACACACACACACUGUGACACCUACACACACACACACCGUGACCCCAACACACACACACACACCGUGACCCCAACACACACACACACACUGUGACACACACACUGUGACACCUACACACACACACACUGUGACACCUACACACACACACACCGUGACCCCAACACACACACACCACACCGUGACCCCAACACACGCACAGAGAGAGACAACGCGAUACAAGAAAGGACACCAUGGCUGACGAGGCGUUUGUGACGCUGGCGACCAACGACUCCUACGCCAAGGGGGCGCUGGUGCUGGCUCACUCGCUACGGCAGCAGGGCACCACGCGACAACUCGUCAUCCUGGUCACACCACACGUGUCGGCAGCCUACCGCUCUGCGCUGGGCGUGGCCUACGACCUGGUGCAGCCUGUGGACGUGAUGGACUCUGGCGACGCGGCCCACCUGGCCCUGAUGGAGCGCCCCGAGCUCGGGGUGACGCUCACCAAGAUCCACUGCUGGGCGCUCACCCAGUACACCAAGGCCGUCUUCAUGGACGCAGACACCCUGGCCGUGGCCCCGCUGGAUGACCUCUUUGAGCGCGAGGAGCUGUCGGCGGCUCCCGACCCCGGUUGGCCGGACUGCUUCAACUCGGGCCUCUUCGUGUUCCGCCCCUCGCUGGACACGUACGCACAGCUGCUGGAACUCGCUCGCUCCACCGGCAGCUUCGAUGGGGGUGACCAGGGCCUGCUGAACACGUUCUUCAGCGGCUGGGCCACGGAGAACAUCGACCGCCACCUCCCGUUCACCUACAACCUGAGCAUCGCGUCAGUGUACUCUUACCUGCCAGCCUACAAACGAUUUGGUGGCGAUGUCAAGGUGGUCCACUUCCUGGGUGCGGUGAAGCCCUGGCACUGCCGCUACGACUCCACGUCCGGCACCGUCUCCUCCUCCUCCUCGGACCUCACGCAGCAGCACCAGCAGCAGCAGCAGCUGCCCCACCAGCUGCCCCACCACGCCAACUUCCUGCAGCGCUGGUGGCAGCUGUUCCACGCCAGCGUGUUGCCCACGCUGCCCGCGGACGCCGCCGCUGCGGCCGUGGCGCAAGCGGCCGCCGGCGUAGAGGUUUCGUCUCUGCAGUCGGCGCUGUCGGCGCUGGCCGUGGCUCCUGGCGCCGGCUCCUCGCAGCAGGAGCAGCAGCAGCAGCAGCAGCAGCAGGAGCACGAGGAGCGCAGGCGGAGGCAGCAGUGGGAGAGUGGACAGGCCGACUACCUGGGAGCGGACGCAUUCAAGCACAUCCAGCGCAAGCUCGACUCGCAGCUCAAGUGACGCGGCGGGGGCCAGGGUGGGGGAGGUGGGGGGGGAGGCCAUAGUGGGCCCAUAGUGGGCCCGUAGUUGGCCCUAUAGUUGGCCCUAUAGUUGGUCCUAUAGUUGGCCCUAUAGUGGGGUCAUAGUGGGGCCUACUUGGCCCUCUCGUCCAACUGGCUGACCGACCGCUCAUUUGUACACUCACUCGCUCACUCAACCAUUCACUCAACCACUCGCUCACUCACUCAACCACUCACUCAUUCAACUACUCACUCACUCAACCAUUCACUCACUCACUCUACCACUCACUCACUCAACCACUCACUCACUCAACCACUCACUCACUCAACCACUCACUCACUCAACCAUUCACUCAACUACUCACUCACUCACUCACUCUACCACUCACUCACUCAACCACUCACUCACUCAACCACUCACUCACUCAACCACUCGCUCACUCACUCAGCCACUCAUUCACUCACUCAACCACUCACUCACUCACUCAGCCACUCACUCACUCAACCACUCACCCACACGCUCACCCACCCACAUGCUCUCCCACUCUCCCAUCCACACGCUCACCCACCCACACUCACCCCCACAACCCCCUUGUGGUGCCACGUGGUACCACGCGGUGCCGCGUGGUGCCACGUGGACAUUCCACAUUCCCAUGGCGGGUGACAGUCUGUCCACGAUGCAUCCACCCACCACUGAAUGUUUACCCCGAAAUCAAGUGGUGCUGUGAAUCACGUGGUGAUGGUAGUGGUGGUGAUGGUGAUGGUGGUGAUGGUGAUGGUGGUGAUGGGCAUUAUGUUGGUGAUGGGCAUUAUGUUGGUGAAGUUGGCGAUGGUGAUUGUGGUUUUUAAUGGUAGCGAUUGUGGUGAUCAUGGUGAUGAUCUCCAUCAAGAUGAUGGCAAUGUUAAAGGUGAUAAUGAUGAUAAUGGUGGUGGUGGUUUUGAACGCUGGAACCUCAACCGGACCCAUAUAGAGACCCAUAUAGAGACCCAUAUAGAGACCCAUAUAGAGACCCAUAUAGAGACCCAUAUAGAGACCCAUAUAGAGACCCAUAUAGAGACCCAUAUAGAGACCCAUAUAGAGACCCAUAUAGAGACCCAUAUAGAGACCCAUAUAGAGACCCAUAUAGAGACCCAUAUAGAGACCCAUAUAGAGACC
Molecule: messenger RNA, 2741 nt
Organism: Lethenteron reissneri (Far Eastern brook lamprey)
Lineage: Eukaryota; Metazoa; Chordata; Hyperoartia; Petromyzontiformes; Petromyzontidae
Product: glycogenin-1-like
Molecular function (GO): glycosyltransferase activity
Source: RefSeq, a predicted model, not a curated record